This is a messenger RNA of Ahaetulla prasina, 2011 nucleotides long. It is a transcript of the gene TLCD2, whose product is annotated as TLC domain containing 2. Gene Ontology annotation, biological process: regulation of membrane lipid distribution; plasma membrane organization; membrane assembly. The record is from RefSeq and is a predicted model, not a curated record. Bases 198 to 893 code for a protein of 231 amino acids. Lineage: Eukaryota; Metazoa; Chordata; Lepidosauria; Squamata; Colubridae. Gene Ontology annotation, cellular component: plasma membrane. The transcript has 4 exons.
GAGACGGGACGGCCGGAACCAAUGGACGGCGCCGCCGGGGGACGGUUUGUCCGCUGUCACACCUCGCGACUCCUCCCGCUCCGUGGUUGCCCCUUUCCCGCCCGGCCCUCUGCUCUCUUGGCUCCCCGCUGCCCUCGGGCUUGCUGCGCUCCGCUCCGGGCUCGGGCCGGCGGGCUCGGGGCUCAGGCAGCCACGCGAUGGAUUUAGUGCUGCUGCUGGGGGGCUCGGUGGGCGCCUUUCGGCUGCUCAACAACCUCCUGGAACGCCUGGUGCCGCCGCCCUCCCCGGCGCAGCCCGUCCGCUGGAAGUGGCGCAACAUUUGGACGUCGCUUGCCCACAGCCUGCUGAGCGGCUCCUGGGCCCUCCUCGGAUUCUACUUCUACCCCCCGAUGGGCGAGGAUCUCAUCGACCACUUCUCGCCUUCCGCGCACUGCUUGCUGGGCAUCUCCAUCGGGUAUUUUGUGCAGGACUUCUUGGACAUGAUAUGUAAUCAGAAGCUUCAGAAAUGUUGGGAGCUACUCUUCCAUCACUUUGUGGUGAUUGUUUGCUUUGGCUUUGCCUUCCUGGUUCGUCGCUUUGUGGGUUUCGCAAUGGUGGCUCUGCUGGUGGAGAUCAACUCUGUCUUCCUACACCUGCGGACAAUCCUGCAGAUGGCUGGCUUGGCCAACACCGCCUCCUUCCGCCUCGCCAGCCUUGUCAACCUUGGCACCUACCUGGUGUUCCGUAUCCUGAUCUUGGCUUGGAUGAGCCGCUGGUUGGCCCUUAACCGGGAUAACGUCCCGGCAGUCCCCUAUGCCAUGGGCACAGUGGGCAUGGCCAUCAUGCUGUCCAUCAACAUUGUCCUCUUCUACCGUCUGCUCCGCAGCGACUUCCUCCCAUCUCACAAGAAGUAGCAGCUCCCCGCCAAGCACCAGAGCAAGGGAGAGCGAGCCAGAACAAGGCAGAGCUUCCAAGCAGACGGGGGACAAGAGUUUCCCCAGCUUCUGGGAGCCCCCCUGCUGCCAAGCAAUGCAGACGUGAGCAGGGCCAGCCUUUCCGGAGAGCCCUGUGGAACAGUGUCGUGGUGCUGUUUGGCAGGAAGGCUGGGAGCGAUGACAAUACAGCAAGGUGGCCUUCAUUUUGCCUUCCACGAGGGAGGGGGCUUAUUGAAAUGACUUCACCCUGUGCAUCUGUGUUCUGAUGUUUACUUGUACACUUUCCUGAGCAAGGUGAGCCUCCUGGGAACAGGUGCUCUUCACCUUACCCCUUCCCUUCCACCCCUGCCCCAUGGCAAUAUCCGAGAUGCUGCCAGGCUGUGGAAGGGUGUGGCAGAAAGACUGUCUCACCUUCCCCUCUCUGAUGCCCAUGGCACAGACUCUCUGGAAAUUAGCACUUCUUAAGUAGCCUCCCUGGGAGUUGCUACCUUUCCAUUCAGGGUUUUGAUUGCUAACACUCUGUAGCUAAAUUUCACCAGUGCAGGUACACAAGGGACCGGAACAGACCCAGGCCUUGGGAAUCAUGGGAAUGAAAAAAAAAGCAAGGACGGAUCAAAGCCUCUGGGUUUUGCUGGAAGCAUCACUGUCCAACUUCCCUCCCAAGAGUUACAAGCAAGUCCUGCAGCCCUUCCUUUCCUUUGAGCCCAGGAAGGCAGCAUUCAAGGCUACUCAGGCAUGUUUGCUGCUGUCAGUCUCUGCCCAUUCCAGCUUCCCCAACGGAGCCAAAGGCUAGAUUCCCAGGCCCGUCCCUGGAACUACCACCCUGAUGCCAACUGCCAGUGCCUUUCGCCCACUAAGUGCUGAGUAAUUAUCUCUAAACCUAGGAUUACAAAGCAGUUAUCUGAUUUUUUUUUCUUUGUGUAACAAGAUGUUAGAAGAUGUGUUUGCACACAAUAAUAAAGAAACUUUACUGAAUGCUAAUUUUUUGGCCCUGCUUGUCAGGCAGACAGAGCCUCUGAGGUUGGCGGAGGGGAAGUCUUGGAUCAUGAAAGCAAGGAGUCUGAAGGCAAAGCGGCUGCCCAGGGUGGGAACAUAUG